Molecule: messenger RNA, 1227 nt
Organism: Microthlaspi erraticum
Lineage: Eukaryota; Viridiplantae; Streptophyta; Magnoliopsida; Brassicales; Brassicaceae
Source: the annotation of a GenBank genome assembly
AUGAUUGAUUCGAGUUUUCCAGAAAAAUGUAAAUCAGUAAUCAACGGAGGUCCGAGUUGGGCCGUUUUCUGCCUUCUUGACCUUCUCGACAGUUUCCUCUGCAUCGUAUUCAGAUUCCUAGACGAAGUUAUGGAAGAAAAACUAGAGUCCUGUCAUUGCAAAGACCCUCAAGAGACGACAGAUUUCGCCGGAUACGAGUUUCUUUCUGACCAUCGACAGUUUUCGGAGACUCUUUACCGGAGGAGAAACAUUUUCCGACAAGCCGGUUUUCUCCAGCUUGCGAGAAAACUCCCUGAGAUCACCAAGAAAAUCGGUAUCGUUACUUUCCUGAGAAAAUUCCUUGUUCCCGAGAAACUGAAGAAAGUCCCUCGUGAGGUUGCAAACCGGUGGUCAGAUUGUCGUUGUAAGACUUGCGUUUCUUGUUCCAACACCGAUUUACUUAACGUGAUUGUCAAGCAACCUUCGUUAUCUCAAGCUUUGUUGAUGAGCAACAAACCGGUAGAGAACGUGAUUUUCAUACACGGAUUCUUGGCAUCUUCAUCGUUUUGGACCAACACAGUGUUCAAAUAUCUACCGGAGAAGACUAACUACAGAUUCUUCGCGGUAGAUCUUCUAGGGUUCGGAAACAGCCCAAAACCGAGAGACAGUCGAUAUUCGUUGCAAGAACAUGUAGAAAUGAUCGAGAAAUCAGUCAUUUUACGAAAUAAUUUGACUUCAUUCCAUGUAGUAGCACACUCAAUGGGAUGCAUAAUUGGUGUAGCCCUAGCUGCGAAAUUCUCCGACAGCGUCAAGUCUGUCGCUUUAGUAGCUCCGCCGUAUUUUGCUGAUUCAAAAAGAGGAGCAAGUUGUGAUGCUCUUGAUGUGAUCACCGAGAAGAAACUUUGGCCACCUACUUCGUUUUUCUUGGCCAUGAUGGCUUGGUACGAACACAUUUGCCGUGGCGCUUGCUUUGUUGUUUGUAAGCACCACCGUACAUGGGAGUGGAUCAUCAAAACUGUAACUUGGAGAAGGAAACUUCCAACGUCUAUAGUUGACUUCACGAAGCACACACAUCGAUCGGCGUGGCACAGCAUGCACAAUGUGAUAUGCGGAGGAGCGAAAUUCACGGAUAAACACCUAGAAACUUUGAUUAAUUCCGGUGUACAAAUAUAUGUGGUGCAAGGGGAUAAAGAUGACAUUGUGCCUAUUGAUUGUCUUUGGAAUAUGAAGGCCAACUUCGGCGGUUGA